UCACGUUGAAAUCGUCACAUUCUCAACCGAUUUUAGUGCUUACAAAGAUUCUAGUCAUCCAAAGCUCCAGGCAAUGGCGGAGCCCCCAGCGCAGGACGAUCGCAGGCUUUGGAUCGGAAACCUGGACAGCCGUGUGACCGAGUAAGUUGUAUUGAAAAUUGCGCAAAAAUGCGGUAAAAUUGAAAAGUUCGACAUGCUGUUCCACCGUUCCGGGCCGAUGGCCGGAUAUCCGCGGGGGUAUGCCUUCGUGACGUACGAAAGGCAAAGAGAUUCGGAAUCUGCACUGGGGGUGCUCAAUGGCAAACUGGUCGGAGACAAGCAUAUGGUCGUUCGGUGGGCAAAAAACGUCAAUCGAGACGAAAUGGAGAAGACCAAACCAAAGCUGCAGAUUCCGGCAUUGGCCGGUGGUUCUAAGGCCGGUCCCAGCGGCCCGUUGAGUCAACAGACUAAAAUCCAAGCUCUGGAAGCCAAACUGAAGAUGAUGGAAAGCAAGUCGGAUGAUUUGGUCAUUAACAAAUCGAUCAAUGCAGAACGGCCAAUCAUCGAAAAGUAUCAAUAUAAUAAGAACCAGCCACUGCAGCGGCCAGAUCCUUCCAAGAUGAAACGCAGCUCUAACCGAGGCGGAAGAAGUGGACCGUACAAAUCCAGUCGGUUCAAGUGAAGGGAUACUGUAAGCUAGUAUAGAUAGCAUAAAUUUGUCGGAGAUUUAUUUCAAUUCUAUCAUGUCUCAAGUAAGUAUGUGUCCGCUUCGGUCAUUUGCUAGGUAGGAUGUUUUUUAUUCUGAUAUUUAUAAUACACUUAGGCAACGAACUAAACUAUGUAACUGCACGUA
This is a messenger RNA of Ochlerotatus camptorhynchus, 832 nucleotides long. RefSeq names its product probable RNA-binding protein 18. Gene Ontology annotation, molecular function: RNA binding. Bases 194 to 661 code for a protein of 155 amino acids. The transcript has 4 exons. NCBI's taxonomy places the organism in Eukaryota, Metazoa, Arthropoda, Insecta, Diptera, Culicidae. The record is from RefSeq and is a predicted model, not a curated record.